This is a messenger RNA of Centropristis striata (black sea bass), 624 nucleotides long. RefSeq names its product ventral expressed homeobox (gene ventx). The transcript has 3 exons. Gene Ontology annotation, molecular function: RNA polymerase II cis-regulatory region sequence-specific DNA binding; DNA-binding transcription factor activity, RNA polymerase II-specific. The record is from RefSeq and is a predicted model, not a curated record. Gene Ontology annotation, biological process: regulation of transcription by RNA polymerase II. Lineage: Eukaryota; Metazoa; Chordata; Actinopteri; Perciformes; Serranidae. Bases 1 to 624 code for a protein of 207 amino acids.
AUGGCUCACUUCUCUGUGGAAUGGCUCUCUAAGAGUUAUUAUGAGGAUUCAGAAGUCCAAAGAGAAAAUGAGGAAUUUAAGAAGGAACCGAGAUGCCACUACCCCCCCACAUCACCAAACAAUAGCUGCUGCUACACUUCGGGCUCUGAGAGUGAGGUGGGGGAGGACAGCGAGGGGGAGGCCGGCCAGCAGAGAAGGAUGAGGACCAAGUUCACCUCCGAGCAGAUCAGCAAGCUGGAAAGUGCGUUCAGCAAGCACAGAUACCUGGGAGCCAUGCAGAGGAGGAGGAUCUCAGAGAGGCUGAAGCUCUCUGAGACUCAGGUGAAAACCUGGUUUCAGAACCGGAGGAUGAAGCUGAAACGGGAAGUCCAGGACCUGCGGCCCGACUUCCGGUCCGUCCAGGACCUGCGACUCGACUUCCGGUCCGUCCAGGACCUGCGGCCUGACUUCCGGUCCGUUCCCGCCGCCCUCGUGUUUCAGCACCCCGCGCUGAGCGGACAGCUCCCCGGCGCCGCCAGCGGCUUCUCCCGGCAGCAGCAGCCGCUCCGCAGCGCCUCCCUGCCGGCCGCGCUGCUCCAGCAGCCCCGGCCCCUCCCGGUCCUCAGGCCUCCACACUUCUACUGA